Messenger RNA from Sciurus carolinensis (gray squirrel), 5730 nucleotides. It is a transcript of the gene Exoc8, whose product is annotated as exocyst complex component 8. Gene Ontology annotation, cellular component: exocyst. The record is from RefSeq and is a predicted model, not a curated record. Lineage: Eukaryota; Metazoa; Chordata; Mammalia; Rodentia; Sciuridae. Gene Ontology annotation, biological process: intracellular protein localization; exocytosis; Golgi to plasma membrane transport.
GCGCACGCUCCACUUGACCUCCACGGCCUCCAGCCGGCCCCAGAAGAAGCGGUCGUUGAACUGCACGAACAGGGCCUGCAGGUCCGGCGUGGGGUCCGCCAGCUCCCAGGACGCGUCCACCAGCGAGGGCUGCUCCCGCGCCGCUGCGCGCUGGGCGGCCCGCGCGUCCCACUCCUCCUGCAGCCGCAGCGCCACCACCAGGUCCUCGUCCAUCGCGCUGCUCGCCUCCAGGACGCCGCUCGCUCGACGAAGCCGGCUCGGACGCGCGCGCGCCGGUCUCGCGAGAGCUCAAGGCAGGUCGCGGCGCGAGCGCGGACCCGCUCGGACGCCGGGGCCAAGACGCUGGGUUUGGCUGCCGAGGGCCGCACGCCGCCCCACGCACGCACGCUUGGGAUCCCCGGGCUAGGCCCCAGGAAGGCUUCGGGAGGCGGGGUGCCGCCUGUAUGCCGCCGGGGACCACAUGCCCCCCGCCACGCCCAGCCCCCGAACUGUUCUCGGCCGCGUCUCACUUCCGCAGUGGCUAGCUCGCGCAGGCGCGCGCUCCGCCCUCGCCGGCGCCAGGCGCAAUGUGCGACGCUCGGCCCCCGCGCAGGCGCAAUGCAGGGCGCUCGACUCGGCGCAGGCGCCCUCUGCUCGCCCCCGCCCCUCUCUCGGCUGCAAGGCUCGGCCCAGCUCGGGUGGGGUCCGGCGGCGGCCAGUGGCAGAGACUGCGGGUGACCGGCGCGGGAGGGCAACGACCAUGUCCGACAGCGGGGCUAGCCGCCUGCGGCGGCAGCUGGAGUCAGGGGGCUUCGAGGCGCGGCUGUACGUGAAGCAGCUGUCGCAGCAGUCAGACGGCGACCGCGACCUGCAGGAGCACCGGCAGCGCGUCCAGGCGCUGGCGGAGGAGACGGCGCAGAACCUGAAGCGCAACGUCUACCAGAACUACCGGCAGUUCAUCGAGACGGCGCGCGAGAUCUCCUACCUGGAGAGCGAGAUGUACCAGCUCAGCCACCUGCUGACGGAGCAGAAGAGCAGCCUGGAGAGCAUCCCGCUCGCGCUGCUGCCCGCCGCCGCCGCGGGCGCCGCCGCCGCCGAGGACCCGGCGGGCGCGGGGUCCCGGGACCGCCGGCGCGGCCAGGCCGGCUUUCUGCCGGGGCCCGCGGGCGCCUCGCGCGAAGGCGCGGGCGAGGAGGGCAAGCAGCGCACGCUCACCACGCUCCUGGAGAAGGUGGAGGGCUGCAGGCACCUGCUGGAGGCGGGGCAGUACCUGGUGUACAACGGGGACCUGGUGGAGUACGAGGCGGACCACAUGGCUCAGCUGCAGCGCGUGCACGGCUUCCUCAUGAACGACUGUCUGCUGGUGGCCACCUGGCUGCCACAGCGGCGCGGCAUGUACCGCUACAACGCGCUGUACCCGCUGGACGGCCUGGCCGUGGUCAACGUCAAGGACAACCCUCCCAUGAAGGACAUGUUCAAGCUACUCAUGUUCCCCGAGAGCCGCAUCUUUCAGGCAGAAAAUGCCAAGAUCAAACGGGAGUGGCUGGAAGUGCUGGAGGAAACCAAAAGGGCCCUCAGCGAGAAGAGGCGACGAGAGCAGGAGGAGGCGGCCGCCCCGAGAGCGCCGCCGCAGGUGACUUCCAAGGCCAGCAACCCGUUCGAGGAGGACGACGACGACGAACCCGCGCUUCCUGAGGUGGAGGAGGAGAAGGUGGACCUCUCAAUGGAGUGGAUCCAGGAGCUGCCCGAAGACCUGGAUGUUUGUAUUGCCCAGAGGGACUUUGAGGGCGCCGUGGACCUGCUGGACAAAUUGAACCACUAUCUGGAAGAUAAGCCCAGCCCACCUCCUGUGAAGGAACUCAGGGCCAAGGUGGAUGAGCGGGUGCGACAGCUCACCGAGGUGCUGGUAUUUGAGCUCUCUCCAGAUCGCUCCCUGAGGGGCGGCCCCAAGGCCACUCGCAGGGCAGUUUCUCAGCUGAUCCGCCUUGGCCAGUGCACCAAAGCUUGUGAGCUGUUUCUGAGGAACAGGGCAGCGGCUGUGCACACUGCCAUUCGCCAGCUUCGCAUUGAAGGAGCCACUCUGCUGUAUAUUCACAAGCUGUGCCAUGUCUUCUUUACCAGCCUUCUUGAGACGGCAAAGGAGUUCGAAACAGACUUUGCAGGAACUGACAGUGGCUGCUACUCUGCCUUUGUGGUCUGGGCAAGGUCGGCCAUGGGCAUGUUUGUAGAUGCUUUUAGUAAGCAGGUGUUUGACAGUAAGGAGAGCCUCUCAACAGCUGCUGAGUGUGUGAAGGUGGCCAAGGAGCACUGCCAGCAGCUGGGGGACAUUGGGCUGGACCUCACCUUCAUUAUCCAUGCCCUGCUGGUGAGAGACAUCCAGGGGGCCUUACACAGCUACAAGGAGAUCAUCAUUGAAGCCACCAAGCAUCGCAACUCCGAGGAGAUGUGGAGGAGGAUGAACCUCAUGACCCCCGAGGCCCUGGGGAAGCUUAAGGAGGAGAUGCGAAGCUGUGGGGUCAGUAACUUCGAGCAGUACACGGGCGAUGACUGCUGGGUGAACCUGAGCUACACCGUGGUGGCCUUCACUAAGCAGACCAUGGGCUUCCUGGAGGAGGCCCUGAAGCUGUACUUCCCGGAACUGCACAUGGUCCUCCUGGAGAGCCUGGUGGAGGUCAUUCUGGUCGCGGUUCAGCAUGUGGAUUACAGUCUGCGGUGUGAGCAGGACCCAGAGAAGAAGGCAUUCAUCAGACAGAACGCGUCCUUGUACGAGACGGUGCUCCCAGUGGUGGAGAAGAGGUUUGAAGAAGGGGUGGGGAAACCCGCCAAGCAGCUCCAGGACCUGAGGAGCGCUUCCAGGCUCAUCCGCGUGAAUCCCGAGAGCACCACUUCCGUGGUCUGAGGCUGUUCUGCUGCGGGAUGCUUCCGUGUGGCUUAUGUGCCACUCAUGUUUAUGUUACGUGAACGUAUUCCUAUAGUCUCAGUGUAAAAACGAAAGGUACCUCUUAGGCCAAAUCAAAAGAAGAAAGAAAAUACACUAAUUGAAGCCCAAAUGACAAAAACACUAGAAUUAAUUAAAACAUACCAUGGUUUCCUUUUAAAUUAUGCUACUUCCUUAAUGAAUGUAUGGUUAUUGUAGACUUCAGCUUAUCUUUUGAAUCAAAACAGCGUACAUUAUGCAGCAUGGAGAAAUGACGUCUAUAAAGACAGUUUAAGGAUGUUGUAAAGGGUCCCAGUUCGCCAAAAUGUCAGGUUUCUUAAAGGUACAGUGCCACAUAAGACACCCUGCCUCAGGUACUUUCUCCCUUUAAGCUGUAAUGAACAAUUAGGGGGAAAGAGAGGAGUUGGGAAAUUGUUUUUAGAGUAGAUUUUAGUCAAAAGACUCCUUUCUUGGAACUAGCUCGUGUGUGGAUGUCUGUCAGACACUUCAUCUGUACAGGGUUCCAGAGCAGCUUCAUAGCAACAUUUGGACAUUCCAAGGUUUUGUGAUUUGAACAGCUGAUUAUUUGGAGUUGCUGAUUAGCAGCUUCAUGGCAUUUUGUUCGGGAGCAUUUACUUGGGAAUCUAACAGACCAUGAUAAGGUUUUUUUCAAACACAUUUGAAUUGUGUGAAUUUCCAGCUGAAGCUUUUUGUCUUUGUCAUAUUAAAUAAAGUACUAAUAAAAAACCAGCACACAGGAGCCUGCCAGCAGUCAGUGACUUGAGACUUCCCACUCCUUCAGCGUAGCUUGUAGAGUGGCUGAGUCUUCAGGCAAUGGAAAAAGUUUCUGCUGAGAUAUUUAUUUAGCCAGGUGCUAGUAGCACAAACCUAUAAUCCCAGUGACUUGGGAGGCUGAGACAGGAGGAUUCCAAGUACAAGGCCAACCCGGGCAACUUAGUGAGACCUAGCUUAAAAAAUAAAAAGUACUGGGUAUGUGGGUCCACGGUAAAGUACCCCUGGGUUCAAUCCCCUGUACCAAAAGAAAAAAAAAAACAGAUUUGUUUUUGAUUCUGUUUUGAUAUGCCCAAAACUCAGGGAAAAGAGAUCCUGUGUAACUCUCAGAAUGAUCCAUGCCACAUUUUCUUGUUGUUUUUAUUUUUCUGACAUUUUUGUUUCCAAAGGCCCUGAGAUUCACCCCUGCCCCACUCUCUGUCUAUAUAACCCAGAGAUACUUAACCACUGAGCUACAUCACCAGCCCAUUUUACUUUUAGAUAGGGCCUCACUAAGUUGCUGAGGCUGGCCUUGAACUUGGGAUCCUGCCUCAUCCUCCAAGACUGGGAUUACAGGUGUGCACCACCACACCCAGCUAAAGGACCUCAGAUUGUAAUGGUUACUUCAGAUUGUUUAGUGAAACAAACUAAAGAAAGGCUUCUGUGGUGUACUGGUCAUAUAACAUUCCUCCUAUUGCAGAGAAAUUGUGUUUGCUGAGAUUCAUUUUUUUUUCCUCAGCUUCUAAUUGUGAUUUUUGUCUCAAAGUGAUGUUUCUCAUGCCUGUGACUUCCAAAGGUCAUUCUUUUAUCGGGAUAAAUAGUGGUAUUGAGGCUGAAGAUUAGUCAAACCUAACCACAAUCUGAAUAGUGGCUCAAGAGCUGUAACACUCCUUGACUUAAUAGCUCAGAGGCCAAAACAGCAUGGUUUUCUUUUUAGCUAUCCAUAUUCAACAGACUGAAAAGUAUCAGAGUUUUGGAUUGUCUCACAUUGGUGUUUUUCACAUAACUUGGGAUUUUCUAGAUAAUCAGUUGAAUAGGCAGUUAUAAUGACUUUUCUUAAGAUCACUGGAAAUUUGAGAAUUUUAUAAAAUUUUGUGUUUAUUAUUAUUCUGUCAUUUAGUUUCUGACAUGUACAAAACAUACUAUGUAAAUAUGUGUCAUUGGGUCUGUAGAAUACUUUCGAAAUGGAAUUCUGUCUGGCAGUAUGGAUUGUGAAUGUGCAUUCUCCUAUGUAAGUGGUUGCUUCUUCAUAGAACUCUGCUUUUUAAAGCUGGAAGUACAGAAUUUUCUUGUGUAAAAACCCGUGUGCUCCUUGAUCAGCGUGGUAGCUGGAGGAGUAUGUGUGAAUCAGUUGGUGGGAAGUGGACUAAAGCCACCAGUCUGGGAAUGCAGCUGUGGGCACACAGAACAGCGCAGGCUGUAUUCUUCCAAGUGCAGCCAGAGCACCCCUGUUGGUUUCAUUAGAUUUCAAAAUAAGUUCUAAAAAUUGAACGCCUUUAGAGAUUGUCUGGACACAUGGCAGACAUGAAAUGCACUGCUGUGGACUACCUUCUCUGUGCUUGGAGCACACCUGUCACUGAGCUUGGGAUCACAGACCGAUUGAAUUAAUUAGUGUCGGGGAAAAAGACACCCUUGGAAUUAAGUCUCUUUUGAUUAAAGCCUCUUUUCAUGUAGGUGUUAAAAACUCACUUAUUUUUGUACAGAAUACUACCUAUACUUUAAUUAUCAGUAGAUGCAUCUUCAACUUGGCAUCUUACCUAGGAUUGGAAAUUUGGGACUUAUACAUGUAGUAUAAAAUCAGUAUGUGCAUUUGUUUUUGAUAUACUGUGAUAUUAGAAAAUCUUAAAUGUUUUAUGAAAUAAAGCUUAAAUGUUCCUACACUGGAUAAAAUUGAUAAUAUAAUGUUAUAUGUAUUUUUCUUUAAUCAGGACUUAAUAUGGUCUUUUUACUAUUCUUUGUUGUUUUUUGUUUUAUUUAUGUGGGGAGGACUGAAAGCUGUUAGCUAAUUUAAAUAAACGUUCUGCUGUCAGAGUUUGAAUAAAUUGGAUCUAAAUGUUUUAGGA